Messenger RNA from Nilaparvata lugens (brown planthopper), 9068 nucleotides. It is a transcript of the gene pan, whose product is annotated as protein pangolin, isoforms A/H/I/S. Gene Ontology annotation, biological process: regulation of transcription by RNA polymerase II; canonical Wnt signaling pathway. The record is from RefSeq and is a predicted model, not a curated record. Lineage: Eukaryota; Metazoa; Arthropoda; Insecta; Hemiptera; Delphacidae. The transcript is spliced from 10 exons. Gene Ontology annotation, molecular function: RNA polymerase II cis-regulatory region sequence-specific DNA binding; DNA-binding transcription factor activity, RNA polymerase II-specific. Gene Ontology annotation, cellular component: beta-catenin-TCF complex. The coding region runs from base 625 to 3951 and encodes 1108 amino acids.
CCUGUACUUGUGAUUGAGUGAUAUGUGAAAGUGAUAUUCUUUUCUUAUAAUAGAUUCUAUGUUUAUCAACUUUGUUAUGAUUGUGAAUGGUUUAUUAGAAUGUUGUGAGAAAGCGGUAUUAUGUAGGACAGGUGCAUGCUCUUUGAAAGAUCAAUUAUACUAGAGAGUGCCGAGUUCAAAUAGUGUGCAUAUUGUACAUGAAUACAGGCAUUUAUUAUUCGUUCAAUACUAUACUGAACAAUACUAUCAAUUCAUGAAUUGUGAAAUUCGUUUUCGUCAUGCUAAUGGUUUCAAGGUUAUGUUUCACUAAUUCAAGGCAUCAUUUGUAGUUUCGGAAUAAAGAUGAGCUAGUUUCAAUCUGUAAUAGACAUUAAUUAAGCUCCGUUAACAUAAAUUUGAUUUCAGAUAUCAGUAAAUAUCUUCUUCUUUAUGGGGAAGUUUGUAUAUACUCCAAAGCUACUCCACCGACUUAUUUGAGCAAAGGUUUUAGCAUUGUUGUCCACACAUGCGCACUCACAAACACACACAGUUUCUUAUGAACUUCACAGUUGUUUCAACAAUGAGGUAUUUUUGAAUUCUACGAUACAGUUCUCUUAUAUCUGAAAAAAUCAAUCCUAUUCAAAAAUGUCUCGAAAGCUUCUUGAAGCUAAAAUUAUAAGAAGUAAGAUGGAGAGUAGUAAAUCACAACAACGCUCUCCCCAAUCGAGUCCAGCGAGCAACAAAGAAGCUUUGAAAACAGAAUGCAAUUCGGACGAUGAUGGAACUCAAAGUCACAUUAACGUUGAAUCAGAUGAUAGAACCAGUACUAAUACUGAUCUGAGAAAUGGAUUAAAUAAUGACAACAAAGAACACAGUGAUGGAGGUAACUCGUUAUCUGAUGACCAGUUAGAAGAAGUGAGAGAGAAAUUGAGUAGAGUUAAACAGGUGAAUGGGAACAGCACACGCAAAGAUUCUGAUGCGUCUAAAAAGUCGAAAGCAUUCAGGGAGAUUGAUUUAGAGCGGAUUUUGUACAGGUGGUUUGAAAGAAGACAAGGAGGUAGUGUGUGUAGUAAUAGAAGGCUUUCUGGUGGUAGCUUGGUUGAAUUGGAUGAAAUUCUGAAGAAAGCUCUCAAUCUUGCUAAGAGGAUGGGAGCAUCGAAAAUGUUCCUUAAAGGUCUUGAUAAGGAGUGGAUUCGUACAUGGCAGAAGAGAUAUGGACUGUUCAGGGAGAAUGAUGAAGGAACGUCGGACGAUGAUAACUCAACAGGAGAGGCGGAGCCGUCGAUUGGUGAUUAUGAUGACAGUGAAGAGGAAAGUGAAUUGGAAAAGGUGAUGCAAGUGGGGAGUUACACUGAUGAUCAGGUUUACUGUGCAUUUGGAUUUCAGUUUGAUUGGACUAGUUUGCCGGACAGAACGCUGGAUGUGCAGUCCCCUGAGGAUGGAGUUUGGUUGUUGAUGGCUGGCAAUAGAUCGGGUCGCCACAGAACUCGGAUACUGAUAACAGGCAAGCAGUGGCGCCCCGCCUGUCUGCAGAAUGUCAACAUGCUUAGUCAGCCGGUCGUGUAUGCCGGCGGUGGAGUCGGACGACUCACUUCCGAUUUAUUUACAUGGUGGUUCCACAAGGAGUUUGUUCCGGCUGCUCUAGCACUGAAUCCCAACGGAGCUCUACUGGUUGCUGAGAAAACAGAUUUCGCUCCUUCGACGAGUGACUGCGUGUCAGCUGAUGGUAAAGUGAGGUUGGUGCUUUAUAGUAAGAGGGAUGUGCUGAGGACUUCGAUCCCUGAGCAGAAACUGAUUGAGGCAGAGCUGAGAUCGAGGUAUGCGAUGCUUCUUCUGCAUAAUGCGCUCAUUGAACAGCAGAGUCGCCCCGUCACUCAGUGGCUGUCUACGUUCACUCUGAAGGACGCUUUUCCGAUUCUGCACAAGGCUUGGUUGAACAUCAGACCGGACUCGUUUUCACGGUGCUGGCGGCCGGCCGAUGCUUCGCCGUUGACGGCUCACUCGCGACCUCCACUAUCGUUCGAUGCACCGGCCAGCACCCCGUUGCAGCUGGAACACGACCGUAUGCUGCUGCUGGAGCUGCAGUGGCUGUGCCACGACCUCGGCCUCGAGGUGACUGACGAGGAUCUGGCCUCGUGGGUAGCUGGCCAGCUGACCCGGACGGAGGUGGUCUACGUCAAGCCUGAGCCCGUGGAGGCGGCGGCCGACGAGGAGCGGUCUCCACCCGGUGCAGUCACCGCGUCGGAGGCGGUCUCCUGCCUGGUGAAGGCGCUCUCCUGGAUGGAGACUGAACCCAUCGAGCCCAAUCUGCUUCUCGUCGUUCGUGACGUCAUGGCUCUCGCCAAACAGGCGAGCAAGAUGGGCCUGGGUGCGGGUCACCCGGGAGCCGGACUGCCGUUCUUCUGUCACAACGGGGAGCACCUGGGCCAGCCACCCCCCGCCCACAUGGGCAUCCCACCCUACCAGCUGGACCCGAAGGGGGCCGGUGAGUACUGGCGUGCCCCCCCACCCAUCACUCCCCACGAGUGGAAGAGGUUAGGGCCCAUCCUCGCAGCCUCAGGCUUAACGAGGGCGCCCAUGUACCCGUUUACGACGGGACAGUAUCCGUACCCCAUGCUGAGUCCAGAAAUGUCUCAGGUCGCUGCUUCCUGGCAUACACCCAGCAUGUACCCGAUCUCAUCUGCGAGUGCGGGCUUUCGUAGUCCGUACCCUUCCUCAUUGCCUAUUUCCAGCUCCAGUCUGACAAGUGAUUUGUACAGGUUUUCGCCGAGUGGACUGAUGGCGCCCCACCCAGGACUGAGUCCCCACUCCCACCCCUCCCUCGCAUCGCACCCCGCCAUCGUCACCCCCGGUCCAAAGCAAGAUCUCUCGCAAGCAUCCGAACUCAACCACAGGUCAUCGUCAAUGGACCGGAAAAACUCUUCAUCAACAACCAAUGACGGCUCAAAGUCUCAAGAUUCUGGUCAUACAAGUAAUAAUCAAGAGAAAAAACCUCACAUUAAGAAACCUCUGAAUGCAUUCAUGCUUUACAUGAAAGAGAUGCGAGCCAAAGUAGUUGCUGAAUGCACGUUGAAGGAGAGUGCAGCUAUCAACCAAAUUCUAGGGAGAAGGUGGCACUCGCUAACACGGGAGGAGCAAGCUAAGUAUUACGAGAAAGCGAGACAGGAGCGGCAACUGCAUAUGGAGUUGUAUCCUGGCUGGAGUGCCCGUGACAAUUACGGCUAUGGAGCGAAGAAGAAGAAGCGAAAGAAAGAGAGGGUUCCUAUCGCGGACACUGGAGGUAACAACAUGAAAAAAUGCCGAGCGAGAUAUGGUCUUGAUCAGCAAAGUCAAUGGUGUAAGCCUUGCAGACGUAAGAAGAAGUGCAUCAGGUACAUGGAGAGCGGCGAUGGGGACGGCGAUGGUGAUGGGGAUGAGGGCAACCAAUCAGAGGAGGACAAUCUGGGCAGCUGCGGCAGCGGGGGGGACGCCCACUCACCCGGUGAGGACGACGAUGGAGAGUCGCUGCAGCAGUCACUGUCCAGUCCGGGCGGGCUGAGUGGCCUCUCCAGCCUUACCAGUCCGUCGAUGAUCCUGCCCAGUCCGAGCGCCAGUCUGGCUUCACCCAGCGUCAGUCUGGCGUCGCCUUGCAUGAGUCUGCAGUCGCCGCUGACGCCGCACACGUUGGACUACGCUGACUGCAACGGAGGAUCAACUGUCAAACAACCGCCGCAGCCGCCUCCCAUCCCCGCCCCACCACCCCUCCUCCCCCUGCUCAUCAACCACCACCACCAUCACCCCCACCAUCACCACCCACACCCCCACCCUCACCCGCACCGCAACCCCGUCGGCACGAACCCGCACGACGUGAACAAUCCUCUUAGUGUGAACCAGCUGACCGGCAAGUGUAUAAAAAACUCCACCUCCAGUCCGAGUUCGACGAAUAGCUCGACUAAGGAGUCGACGUCGCGACCUGUCAUCAGUGUUCCGUAGCAUACGGGGAAGGAGCGGUAGUCUUCCGACUGGUGCCGGGACUAUGCAGCACCAGUCGGUCCGCCGCUCCUAUGUGAUAGUGUCCCUCACUCGCCUCCAGUCUACCUCUCACCCUCUUUUUCAACAUGACUAUAAUAUAAUGUUGGUGUGAUUUCGCGUAAUAUACUUCAUUCAUAUUGGUUCGCAUAUUUUCUUGGGAAUCUAUUUAAUCAAAUUGUUCUGACAGUUUCUGUUUCAUUCCAGACAGUUUGCAUAGAUAUUUCAUUAUCUAACUUCCUUGAAACUGAAUUUCAAUUUAACCUGAUCAAAGCUUUAUUUGAAACUUGUAUGCCCAUAGAGCUUCGUACGACUUGAGCGCUAAGAGCCACUUCCUCCGUAGUGCAAAGCCGUAGUGCAUUCGUGGUACGUCAGCACAGGUAGGGCUCCUACACCAAUAAAAAUUCGUUGAUUUCAGCUGAUCUAUAUCAGCUAUAGUGAGGUUCACGUUAUAAUGGCAGUGUACAAUUGACAAUACUGUUGCUGUCCUUUUCUAUCAUACAACAAAACAGAUAGUGCUAUCUCUCUCGCUUUGCAAUGUUGUCAGUUUGCCAGAAUAUUUUAUUUGAGAAAAUUCUCAGCCGCCAUUUUUCUCCUUCAUUCUAUCAAAAUACUUGAGUACGGUACACGAGUCGUAUAAUUGAUUUAAAAUGUAUUUUUGAAACAGUAAAAUACUUUUUAGGCAUUACCGUAUGAGAAACACAAAUUAAAAUAACUGAAAUGACAUUUUAAAAGUUGAUAAGUAAUCAUCAUAGACUUCAUUCUUGCUUCAGUUAGCCUACUCGUAUUGGUUAGACCAACUGGUACCGGUAUAAAUAAUAUUGAAAGGUUAUUUCAGAAUGAUUCACAUUGAAAUUACUUUUUUUGGAUAGGAUUUCUAUUUUUCUAUUAACUUUAAAAGAAAUUGGAGUAGAAUACCUACCAAAUAACUUAAUUUCUGUUGUUUUGAAAUUCAGAUUGCUGUAUCACAGCUUUUUAAUUAGCCGCCAUUUCAGGUUUGUAUAGAAAUAAAAAACUGAUCCCAGUUAUGAAAGCAAAUUUUUGUAUCAAAUUAUGAAAAAAAUAAAUUUUCUUGAUUAAUUUGACAUUAAAUUGAUUAUUUUAUCAAGCAAAUGAUAAUUAUUACUAGAUCAAAUUUAAUGGUAUGAAUUGAGUAACAGCUGUGUACACUCAGUGGCAAAAUGGAGAGACUUGGCAACGUUUUUCUCCCAUCUUUCUUCACUGCCAUUAUAACGUGGACCUCACUAUAGUGCUUUUAUUGGUGUAGCCCCACCUCUACUGACACCAGUAUCCACUAUGGCUUUGUUUACGGAGGUAGUGCAAGAACACGCGCAAUUCACUUUUAUCAGCUGAUUAUAUCUAUAUUUGUUCAGUAACAGUAAGGUACAUAUAUAAUAAGCAUCAUAGCAUCAACUGAUGAAAAGUGAAAUGCGCUCGUUCGUGACGCUCAAGUGUGUACGCACCUUAAGAGAUUUCCUAUUCAAUCCAAAUUCUAUCAUGUCAAAAUUUGGAAUAUGUUUCUUUAUCGAUUUUGAAACCGAUUGGAAUCUCCAAAGGUGACGUGAUUUUGUGAUUCAAGAAUCAAUUCAGUGAUAGGACUCAUAUGAUUUAUUGCAACGGCAAAGCUGUGUGAAAGAAAUGUGUGAGCGAUAUGUAGUUUAGUCGUUUCAAAGCUAAUCUUCAUCAUCUUUUGUAUGUAUUUAUCUCCAAAAAUAUCAUUUGAAAAUAAUUAUCUUGAUUAGAUUCUUUCAUUUGAGAAAUUCUGAGGUUAAGGAAACUAAUCGGGUCCGGAAACAGAUAUUACGUAUUGCACCCUAUACCGGUCACCCAUUGCUAGUAAAAUUUGACCUGAUAUUUUCAAGUCACAACUUUUUCACUAAAAAGGAAAUAUUAGUCGAUUUAUCUCUUAAAAAACCUUUUGGAAACCAGCAGGUACAACUAGUCAAGCUGACGCUCUCAAACGCACUUACUUUUAUUAAAUUUAUAAUAGCCUACUGUACUAACAAAUAUUAUAUAAUUAUUCUAAUUCACCAAACACAUUUUAAUUAUAGUUUUAUCCUAUAUCUAACAUUCGUUAUCGUGUUUUUUAAUUUGGAGUUCUGAAGCCCUCAUUUUUUUAAUAUUAUUAACAUAAAAUGGCAAGGCAAUAGAUUUAUAUAAAAGCGAACAUUUCUAUGCUCGUGUGGGACUACUCCCAAUCAAAACAAAAUAAAAAUACUCAGAGUAUUGUGAGUUUUACGGUAAUGCUAUGAUAAAGUUUGAAAAUCUGAUGAUAAAAGUGCCUUUAAAUGGCACGAAGGGCCCACUGAUUAUUUCGAUUGUGUUGAAACCAAGAAGAGUUUUCAGUGAAUCUUUCUCAAGAGUUUUCAUACGAACAUUUAAGAAAAUCCCUGAAUGGCCAUCUGGUUUCCUUCACCUCAGUUCUUUACAAAUGUCUAUCGCACAUUCAUUUUAUUUUGUUAAAUAUUCAUUUUCGUUGUUAUUAUGUAUUGUCGAUUUAUCUUGACAUAUAUCAGGUUCAAAUAUAACAAAAAUUUAGUUUCUUAAUAUUAUAUUUUCAUUGUUUUCAUGAUUAUCUUAUAAUUACCAUGCAUUCCAGAAAUGGAAAAAAUUCUAUAAUGUUUUAUUACUAUUGAUUAUCAUACAUUUCAUAAAUUUUACUUACGGUAUCCACUUUAUUCAAUAUUAAAAUGUUAUUCACGAAUUGUCUGACUUGAACACGAAACCAAUCAAGUUCUUUCGUUUGCGUCCAUAUCUUCCGUUCCCUACUAAAUAUUUUUAUAUUAUGUAAUGUAAAAAGUAUAUUGUGAAAAUUAUCUGUAAUUUUAGUUAUCAAUUUCAAGUGAUUUUUUCUCGUUUGGUCAGGACCAAUCUAGCAGUUUUAAUAUAAACCAUUCAUGUGGUUGGCUUAGCAGCGUUUUAGCUGCUGAAACGUUAAAAUUGUUCUUUUAGCUAUUUUAAUUUCACCUUGAUGGUGUUUCGAUUGAUACAUAAAAUUUAGUGUUUAUACUGAACCAUGACUCCAGAUAAUCAUUGAGGAAACAUUCAUUUCCACUUAAUAAUGUGACAUAAUUGUCAUUCGGAUAAAAAUUAAUUCAUUUAGCUCCAUAAAUUUUAAACAAAUAUAAUAAAUUGUUGGUUGAUUCCAAUUUCAAUACGACUUGAAUAGAUGAUAUUAUUUUGGUCAGGAAGCUUUGAAAGUGUAUACGUUUAUUAAUCUGAUUUUGGAAAAAUCAUUUGAAUUGAAAUGCCUAUUUUAAACCAUCUUUUAGUAUAUAAAAGACUUAUAAAUUCAAUGUUUAUGUUAUUUUGUUUCGUUGAUGUUUAAAUUUGAUUAUUCCUUUGAAUCAUGUUUUAUACCCAGAAUUGAUUUUAUUAUUUCUCUUAUGUGAUGAUGUUAUUGGAUCGAUAGUAUAAUAAUGUUUAUGCGAAUAGUGCAGUAUGCAGUAGUGCAGUGUGUGUGUGUGUGUGAGAGAGAGAGUGUGUGUGCGUGUGUUUGGUCUAGUGUGUGAUUGUCAGUUUGCAUUUGAAGCUUUGCUGGUGAUUGAUGACAAACAGAAACAGGAUUUUGUUAUUACCUGUAAUUUUUAGACUCAACGUAAGAUAAGAGGAACAAGUUAUACAUUUUGUAAUUAUUGUAGUAUAUGUAUAGACGUAUUAUUUCAGCGAUGUGUUUUCAAAGUGCCAAUAAUUUGUGUUUUCCAAUUCCAUUACCUCUGUUAUUUGUGAUGCCUUUUCUAUCAUCGAUUGAAAUUGAUAUAAAAGCAAUCAAUCUCUCAGAUCCUCUUGAAACGUUGUCUGUCUUAUAAUGAUUGUCAUUGUGUAUCUUUAUUUGAACUGAGGUAGGUUCGGUAUGAUUUAUGAGUAAUAAUCAAUUGUUAGUUAGAUGUGACUAGAACAAUUGAAAAAUUGAUUUCUCAUAUUAUAUUAUUGAUAUUCAAUAAAUUUGACUGUAUUCACAGUUUCUCUUAUUAGUAAAUUAUUAUUUUUUAUAAUUUCUGAAGGAUAAUCAUAAUCUGCUGUGAAUCAAUUCAUUCAAUCUCGAAUUCUUGUCAAUGUUUCGAUGAAAAGCUAGUAGCACAUCUUAUCAUUAUUCAAUCAUUGAAAUGAAUAUUCCAAAAAGAAAUAUAAAAUACUCGUUUGUACUAAUUUUCAAUCAAAAUUCGGGAAUGGAAUAUUACUUAAGGGCUGUAAGCCUUGGUUUCCAUUUAGAAUCAUUUUAUGAUUAUGUGUUUCUCUGCUGAAUAAAUAAAUAAAAAAGAUUGAGUGUGAUAAUGUAAGUUCAAAAUUAGUCUUUCUAUGCAGGCAAAAAUGAAAAUACAUUGAUUGUAUAGUAAUAAAAUAGUAAAUAAUAGCAUUACCGUACAGUUUUUUGUAUUUAUAUUGACUUAUUCUAUGAUGUUACUCUAGACACAAUAUAAGUUUAUGGAUACGAUAUUAGAACUUAUGACAAUGAGCAUUUUUAUUGUUGAAAAGCGAAUUAUUUAUUUAUGAAUAUUGAAUUGAUAUUUGGGGAAACCAAACAUUUUUAUUGGAAAUCCUCAUUUAAUCAGUUAAGACAAUUGUUUAUUAUUCACAUGUUGAUAGUGUGAGGUGUGCUACUUGCUCGAUUAUAAUUUUAUGAAACUACAACACAUUCAUAGUUCAAAUAUUAUUAUGCUUUUAAAAAAGAAGCAGGAACUUUUAUAUAAAUAGUAAUUUGAGACAGUGCUGCAAAAAUCAUUUAAUUUUGUUAAUAGUGCGUUCAGCGAAAAGCAAUACAUUGUAGGUUACCCGAAAGUGAUACAGGUAUAAUUUUAUCAAUUUAUGUAUUCUGUUAUUGUAUCUGUAAUUUUUGUUUUGUACAGUGUAUACAAAAUCAUUUGAAAAUAUAUGAAAGAAAAACAUGUGUGUGGACAUUUCAUUCAAAUAUUGAAAUAGAAUUGAAGAAUGAGAAAAAUGUCUGUAUAAAAUUCCACUAUGAAACCAGAAGAAGCAUUAUAGUAAAUUAAGUGUUGUCAAUCCUUUUUGUAAAAUAGACAACCUAAAAGGCAAAUUUCAUUUGCUGUCAAAUUAAAAAAAAAACAACGUCCAUUUACUAA